Molecule: messenger RNA, 2247 nt
Organism: Myripristis murdjan (pinecone soldierfish)
Lineage: Eukaryota; Metazoa; Chordata; Actinopteri; Holocentriformes; Holocentridae
Gene: gpr180
Product: G protein-coupled receptor 180
Exons: 10
Coding region: 74-1384 (436 amino acids)
Biological process (GO): G protein-coupled receptor signaling pathway; response to pheromone
Source: RefSeq, a predicted model, not a curated record
UCGUGGACCUAUUCAUUUGACAAGCGGACGUUUAUUUAUUGAUAACGUUAAAUUAGAAGGGGGAAAAAGAAACAUGUUUUAUUUAGUAGCCACGCUGGUAGCCGCUCUGCUUUGCGGUCCGAGGGUUUUGGGGAAAACCGUGACGGGACUUUUUCAGAGCGAAGCGGCGAGAGAGCAGAGCGGCCAGUUCAUCACUAAAUUCAUGUACCAAGGAGCGAACGGUCUGCUGGUGUGCAGGCUGGACAACUCCCCGCUGGCCGUGGAGAAGCAGUCCGUGCUGCUGCUCUACCAGGAUGCGGACGAAGGCCUGGACAACCUCAGCUGCUCCGAGAGGCUAGCAAAAGCCCAGCUCACCAUUUCCCUCAGUCAGGAGGAACACAACCAGACAAUUCCUCAUCAGCCGUCGCCCACAGCCUGGCACGCCCUCUACGCCGACAGAUACACAUGUCAGGACGGUGGUAUGUCGGUGAUUCCCUCUCACGCCGACCUCAGGUUUACCGUCUUGUUAUUUAACGCCGACUCGGCAGGAAACCCUCUGGAGCACUUCAGUGCCGAGGAAACGGGACUCCACAGUUUCUACUUCCUGCUGCUGCUGGCCUACUUCGUGGCCUCCUGUAUCUACACCCAGCCCUUGUACCAGGCUCUGAGGAAGGGCGGUCCCAUGCACACCGUCCUCAAAGUGCUGUCCACAGCGCUGGCCUUGCAGGGCGUCUCCGCCCUCUGCAACUACAUCCAUCUGGCAAGGUAUUCCAGGGAUGGGAUUGGGAUGCCGCUGAUGGGCAGCCUGGCUGAGUUGUGUGACAUGGUGUCCCAGGUGUCCGUGCUGUACAUGCUGCUGAGUCUGUGUAUGGGCUGGACUUUGAGUCGAGGCAGGAAGCCUCAGUCCAGACCUCUGCAGUGGGAUUCGUCUCCAGCGGCCACAGCUGUCGCCGUCGGGGGCGUCGUAACACAGGGUGUCUUGCUGCUGUGGGAGCAGUAUUCAGACUCGGAGACGGAGCAUCACAGCUACCACGCCCAGCAGAGUCUGGCCGGGAUCCUGCUCAUCGCUCUGAGGGUCUUCCUGGCUCUCCUGCUGGCCUCGGUCCUCUACCAGAUCAUCUCUACUGAGAGGAGCACCCUGAAAAGAGACUUCUACCUCAGCUUCACCAAGGGCUGUUUCCUUUGGCUCCUCUGCCAUCCCGUCCUCGUCCUCAUCUCUGUCGCCUUCAACCAGCACCAGAAGGAGAAGAUGGUGACUAUUGGCGUGAUCCUCUGCCAGGCCAUCUCCAUGGUGAUUCUUUACCAGCUCUUCCUCUCUCGCUCUCUCUACUGGGAGGUCUCCUCGCUCUCCUCUGUGUCGCUGCCCCUCACCAUGUCCAGGGCCAACCAAAGGGGGCGCUACUGAGCACUCGCCGGGACUCUUUUGCCCCUCCACCAUGUGGAGCGGGGCGACUCAUGACCACUAAGAACGAAGCAGAGGAGACGUGAAGUGCUGGUAUACCGUAGAAAAUGCCCUCUUGAUGCUGGAACCGGCAUCGAGGGGACGCAAUAACGGGCACACGAGAGAGGGGAACAUAUUUACUGUUACACCAGGAAGUCUCAUCCCUCUGACCGCAUGCCCAGUGAAUCACAGCAGGGCUCACAGAGCGGCAAGGAGAACAUAUUUACGGCAACAGCCUACCUCUGGUCAUGGGAACCACCGUCACCAUGUGAGGGCCUCACCAGUGGAGUGGAACAAUUUUUAGGCAUCGCAGAGCAAGAGGGACGGUAUUUAAUGCAGCACCACAGAGGAAAUAGACACAAGGCCUUUCUUGUCAUGUCCUCUCGUGCCUUCUUGUGUUCUCCGUCACGUGUUUGGCGUAAUAUCUAACGGACAAAGUACAAACACACGGGUGGUUAAAGUUCCCGGAGGUUAAACUGCAAACCACAAAACGCUGAAGCUGCAUCGUCUGUGUUCACUCACAGACCAGAGAUGUUGACCUCAAGCACGCAGACUGUAGAGAUGCUCUCCGUUCAGACGUUGCUGACAGGUUUGUUGUUUCCAAGGCAACAUGAGAGGAUCAUGCUCCACAACACAGAUAUCAGCUUGGCAUUUCUGGAGUUGAUAAUCAUGUAGAUGGUGGAAUCACAGGAAAUAACAGGUGACCCGGUGCAAGGCAGUGUUUUCUGAGAUGCUGCCUGUGCUAACUACUGCUGAGCUUUUCUUCUCUCUUAAUGGGAUAGUUCACCCAUGUUGAAAAAUGUGAUAUUAUUGCUCACACACACACA